This is a messenger RNA of Mya arenaria, 2545 nucleotides long. RefSeq lists its product as uncharacterized. The record is from RefSeq and is a predicted model, not a curated record. Lineage: Eukaryota; Metazoa; Mollusca; Bivalvia; Myida; Myidae. The transcript is spliced from 4 exons. The coding region runs from base 262 to 2205 and encodes 647 amino acids.
AAAUAUGACUUGGGUAGAAAAUAAAUGAUUUUGGGUUUGGGAGGUACAUGUAUCAAUUCAACAAAUUUAGUUUAAAAGGUGUUUAGUUACCAAAAUCUGUAAAGGUUUAAUCGACCAGCUGUCUAUGUGUCAAGUUAACCUUAUUUAAGAAUAUACGAAAGGAAUGUUUAUUAUCAGAACAAUUAAAUAUGUAUGUUCGACUGAUCUGAUUUAGAAGAAGUGAACUCAUGAAUAAUGGUUCUAGUGUUUCUUAAUUCUUGAAUGAAAUUUUGGACUAAAAAGCAACUAAUAAUGGAAACCGUUAAGCAGUUCGAUUUGCCACCGGAGGCGUAUCCAAGAUACCGGUUUACGUGUCAGCAUGUUCAGCGACUAAACAGAAAAAGCCACAAACUCAUUAAAAAAUGUGGCAUUUCAAACGAUUCACCGCCAGAAUUCGGAAAUGUUAUUGUCAACGUAUUUUGUCGAAAAGACGAAAAUCUUCUUGAACUACAACACAUUCAUUUUAAAGAAUUGGAUAAAGACAAAGUUAUUGAAACGCAUAUGUCGAUGAAAAGGUUUAAGAAAAAAGUUUUUACGAACAUGAAAGAAGGAUUCAAAACGCCCAUCAUAUUUGUUGCGUCAUCAAACGCAUACAGCAAAUCGAGAGAAAUACCGGAAUUCUUUGGACGUUUGGUAAUAUUAAUCAAUGAUAAUCCGACGAGCCAAAAGGAUUACUCGAAGGCCGGAGACGCACAUAUCUGGGUUUCAACGAAGGAAUCAUUUGCAGAAGAUGCUAGUGACAUGCUCGAAAUGUAUGUACUAGGUCAUGUCAAGGAAAGAACUGAACUACUAUAUGUGAUGUCUAACGCAUGUAAUAACAGAGAUUAUUUUAACAAACUUAACAAGUUCAACAUGUCUGGAGCAAAAACACCAGUCACUCCAAUUAAAAUGACAAAGACAUUCUACGGAGAAGACGCAGCUAUGUCCAGCAGCUUUGAUCGACAGGUAAGCAUGGAUGUUCGUGGCUUUUUGACAGUUACUCCAGACGAACAUUUACAACUUGUCGAUGAUCUUCGACAGUCAAUACUAGACCUACAUGGAGAAAUAUUGUGUAUGUACGCACGCAGCAACGUACACGAGAGUGAAAAGCCUAAAUCCAGGAACAUCGGAACAAAAGUGGACCAUUGCAUUGCUGAUGCAAUAUUUAACGAGGUUGAAGAAAUCAAAACGAUGGGAAACAGGUUCGGAACAUUUGUAUUCUUUGUAGAAAAUGCUGAAAGAUACGACGAAGAACAAAAACAACAAGUAAUACAUAGACUAAAUGAGUGUCUUGAAAAAAAGACCAUUCAUCUAGGCAAUUAUCUUGUAAGAUUUGGCACAAAAGAAAUUAGGUUGAGUGACAACAUCUGUAGAGUAGGGAGUAAGGUUGUCACUGCAGGAUCCAGUUUUGGGACUUUGGGUGGUUUUGCAGAACAAUUCGAAGGUAUAGUUACGAGCACAUGCGCUAUCACAGCAAAACAUGUUGUAGAAAACCCCGACCUGAAGGUUUUCAAAAUUGAGCGUGCGAAUAGAAAGGAUACCAUCGUAGCCAAUAUUCUAAGGCCAAGGCAAGACCUAGUUCAGCUUUAUCCUGUUGAUAUUUGCGCAGCACGGAUUAUGGAGAAAGAUAUGACAGUAUGCAGAAAAAAGCAAAGGAAUGCUGAUUUUGAAGAAAGCGAAAGCAAUGUGCUAACAUUCGAAGGACAAGACAGAAGUGAACUUCAAGGUUUACCUGUACACAUUUGGGGAGCGACCUCGAAUCCCGGACACGGAAAAAUAACCGUUGCAAACUUAUACGAAAAACAUCAAAAAUAUAUGGUCGGAAUAGAAGAUUUAGAAACAUCCAGUGAUUCUGAUGAAGAAGGUGCGUCAGCUGGAGCUUCACAUACCACUGGUAACCUGGUAUUCGCGAAAGAGGGAGAUAGCGGGGCUAUAGUUUGUGCCGAUCAGUUUAUCAGAGGCAAGACUGCUGUUAAUGCCAUUUCAAUUCUAACUGGUGAGAAAACGCAUGAUGAUGAACGAAGAGUAAGAGCGAAGAGCAACAGUGCUACACAAGAUGAACAAAACUACACAGUGACUCCGAAUACACCAACAACAAAGGGCAAGAAGAUGUAUGUGUCCUUUCAGCUUGAGGAAGGUUUACGGCAACUGAGUCAGAUGCACAACUGUGAUUUUGAGUUCUGUUGAGUCUGCCAGCAUGUGAACAUAUUAGAUGAAAUAUUAAAUGUUUGUGUUUAAUAUUAGUGACUGUUGAAUUAAAAAUGUUUUUGAUAGUUACUUCUUAACUAAAAUUAACAUUAUUAUUUUGUUUUAUUUAACCUUUUUGUACGUAUUUGUAUAAGCUCAAGUAUAUAUACUCUUUAGUAAGACUUAUUUUAAACGAAAUAAUGUCAGUAUGAUGCAUUGUUUUGAUUAUGCAAGUCCAUUUAAACUUACACUAUUAAUUUGGAGUUGUGCUCGUUAAAGAUACAUCUUGUUACUUUGUAUUUUUGAUUUUUGUUACAUUAAACGGAGCAUACAUGUGUAA